Messenger RNA from Dinoponera quadriceps, 2901 nucleotides. It is a transcript of the gene Atf6, whose product is annotated as cyclic AMP-dependent transcription factor ATF-6 alpha. The transcript has 9 exons. Bases 434 to 2719 code for a protein of 761 amino acids. NCBI's taxonomy places the organism in Eukaryota, Metazoa, Arthropoda, Insecta, Hymenoptera, Formicidae. Gene Ontology annotation, cellular component: nucleus. Gene Ontology annotation, molecular function: RNA polymerase II cis-regulatory region sequence-specific DNA binding; DNA-binding transcription factor activity, RNA polymerase II-specific. The record is from RefSeq and is a predicted model, not a curated record. Gene Ontology annotation, biological process: endoplasmic reticulum unfolded protein response; regulation of transcription by RNA polymerase II.
CGUUUGCCGCAAGUUCACGCGGUAGCCAAUAAACUUCUAGCUCUUAUCGAAAAACGGCAUGUUGAUUAAAACCUAUCCUCAAGGUGGGCAGCCAAUGAAGUGAAUUGACAAAUGUACGCAUCGCGAAUUGCAUGUAUUUAUCUGUCUCGAUCGUGGUAAUUCGAAUUUUAAUCAAGAAUUGAAGUAACCGAUGAAGAUUAUCGCGUGGCAGUUACAGUGUCGCUCAAGAGAAGUUGCUUCCUCUUCCUGACAUCCGUAUCGGGUAAACAAGCUCACCUGAGAUCCACGCGCGUUUGCUCAGCGUCUUUUGCACGUUGAAGAACGCGACCACAGUGCUAAUAUAAAAAUCCUCGCUACAACACAUGUAGCACUCGUCGUGGCAGUGAUUCACUUUACUCUGAACUUUUCGUCGUAAGGACGUUUGCAUUGUUCAAUGAUGCUCUCGUCAAGCGGUAUUAACAACGAAGAAAUAUUAAUGAGUCUUGAUUCUUGGGGCGACGAAGUAUUUUCGAAUCUUACACCUCGAGAACUUGAGUUUCAUUCGCUUAGUGCGGAAGACAUAUCAAACAUCAAACAAGAUAUACCUGAUAUUUCAAUACAAGAAGGAAGAGAACAAAUAUCAGGCAAAGUGAGAGAAGACAUUAAUCCAUUCGACUCAUUAUUAUUGGCUUUUAAUGAAUUACAAUCCUAUCCUAUAAACAAUUAUUCAGAAUUAAAUGAAAUAAAUGAAAUAAAAAAUGAAAAUAUUAAAGUGGAGCCUCAGAGUCCAUAUUCACAAUUCUUGACAUCACCGGAUAGUCUUAAUGAUUCUUCAGAUUCCACUGCUUCAGAUUGGAGAUCCGAAAUGUUAAAAAAUUGUCUAAUGCAAAAUGUGGAUAAGAUUAUUCUACAAACUCCACCAACCUCACCUCAAUCUCCAUUAAUACAAUCACCUCAAUCAUUUCUUAAUGUGUCGAACCUCAUAAAACCAGCAAACAUUUUACCUGCUAAUGAACGAAAUAUAAAUCAUAAAAAGGAUAUUCAUCAGAAAACAGAUUCUAUUAAACGUGUUCACAUUCCACUAGCCAAUACAAAAGAUAAACUCCAAAAUGCUAUUAUUCUUCAUACACCAAAUGGUACUGCAUUCGUACAAAAUACGGAUUUGCAGCAAGAAAUGCAUACUUCAGAAAUACAGACCUUGUCAACAAUUGGACAAAUUAGUACAUUAAAUUCUUUAAAUAUAGACACAACCAGUACAAAAACGAAUAGAGCACUUCAAUUAUCGCAAGAUGUAAAAGUAGUAAACACUAUACCAAACCUUUUCCAAGAAAUCAAUUCGUUGGUGAAUGCCCCUGUCUACAUAAAGAGUGAACCUAUAACAUUUGACGAUAUUGUUAUAAAAAAUGAGUCGAUAAAUUGCGCGCCGUUUAUAGUACAGAAAAAUGAAACAGAUUGUGCUCCGUUAAUUGUAAAGAAGGAAACAGAUCUAGGUUUGUCGGGAAAUAAAAUAGAAAAUGAAUCCAUGCAAGCAUUGAAGAGACAACAAAGGAUGAUAAAAAACAGGGAAUCUGCCUGUCUUUCGCGGAAAAAGAAGAAGGAAUACGUGCAUUCUCUGGAGAAGCAAUUGUCUGAGUUGAAGGAAGAAAAUGAGAAUCUAAAAUUGGAAAAUAUUCGUCUGAAACAGAAGCUGAUAAAUAUAGAAAACGGCGCUAUGUUUAAUAAAAGAAAAGUUGGAAUUUUAAAUCGUAAUCGGAAGGGCAUUGCUCUUUUCGCCAUACUUUGCAUGAUAUCUGUCAACUUCAAUGUUUUAGGGAUUCUUUCAUGGAAUGUAAAUUUUAAAACUUUGUUUAAUAAAGCACCAAUAUCUGUGUCAGACAUUGACGAGAUAAAACAUAGUAGAACAUUGCUCUGGACAGUAAAUGAAAACAAUAAUGACAUGAGAGAUGAAAUCGAAGAAAGUUUUAAUAAAAACAUGCCUGUGGAUCAACCGGUAUGUCCGAAUAUUAAUCAAAGCGAGUCGAUACGUUUAGAUAGCGAGUUGAGACGUUGGAUUGAUGGUGAAUCCGAUCGAGAUAAUUGGACUACAUCGACAAAACCAAAGUUCCUAUUGUCGACCAGCUUGCCGUUAGAAGGAAAAACAAAGAGAAAGCUAUAUUUAUCACAGGAUAAAAAAAUAAAAACUAUGCACAAAAUGAUCGAUGUUCCUACUGCAACGAGUAAUGCAGUUCAAGUGUUUUCACCGAUAUUGAGUGAACAUGCUUCUCUAUUUGAAGCUUUGGGAAGAAAAGAUGAUACCUUUUAUGUUGUCUGGUUUACUGGUAAACAUUUACUAUUGCCAGCUUCCCGGACGAAUGAUACAGCUAGACCUAAGAUGUCUUUAGUUUUGCCUGCUGUAUCUAUAAAAGGUACGUUUACGACACCACCUGAUCAUGUAACUAUGAUGCAAAUUGACUGUGAAGUAACAAACACACAACUGUUACAUUUACAACAGUCCAUCAUACCUGUCCAUUUGCGAGAUAACAAGUCUGCAAGUCAAUCGAAUCGAUCUCACUCUGUGGAAGAUAUAGUCAAUUCGUCCACGGCUAAUAUAAGAAAUAUUAGAAAUCACAAACCAUAUUUUAUAAAGGAAGCCAAUCGAAAAGCUUUGUAUGGGAAAAACUUCGAAGAUAAGUACGAAGAUAAAAAUGUUAGGGAUUUUGGUAAUAAAAAUGCUAUUUACGUAUAUAAGGAAAAUUUUUAGGAAAUAGAGAAAGUCAUGAUAUUCUGUAACUUUAUAGAGAACUAGCUACGCAGGAUUUAGAACGGCCAAAAAGUAUUAAUGAUAUUAAUGUAAACUAUUCGAGUAUACAUUACAUUGAAAAUGACCGAUUAGUGCAUUUACAAGUUAUAUAUAUAUAAAUAUAAAUUAUAUAUAUAUAUAUA